UCAGGCGGGAGGGGGCCAGAGGGGAGAUGUCGCAACUCUCUCCCUCCCUCUUUCCCCGCCUUGGCAUUCAGUCACCUCCCAGAUGAGCCCGCUCGCAGAAGGCUGCGGGCCGCGGGGUGCCCGGCAUGUCCCCUGAGUGCGCGCAGGCGGCGGGCACUGCGCCCGUGCGCAGUCUGGAGCGGGCCAACCGCACCCGUUUCCCGUUCUUCUCCGAUGUCAAGGGCGACCACCGGCUAGUGCUGAACGCCGUGGAGACCGUGGUGCUGGCACUCAUCUUUGUGGUGUCGCUGCUGGGCAACGUGAGCGCCUUGGUGCCGGUAGCGCGCCGACGGCGCCGCGGCACCACCGCCAGCCUGGUGCUCAAUCUUUUCUGCGCGGACCUGCUCUUCACCAGCUCCAUCCCGCUCGUGCUGGUGGUGCGCUGGACGGAGGCCUGGCUCCUGGGCCCGGCUGCCUGCCACCUGCUCUUUUACAUGAUGACCCUGAGCGGCAGCGUCACCAUCUUCACGCUGGCGGCAGUCAGCUUGGAGCGCGUGGUGUGCAUCCUGCGCGUGCAGCGCGGCGCGCGGGGCCCGGGGUGGCGGGCGCGGGCCGCGCUGCUUGCUUUGAUCUGGGGCUACUCGGCGAUCGCGGCGCUGCCCCUCUGCAUCUUCUUCCGCGUCCUCCCGCAGCGGUUACCCGGCGCUGACCAGGAAAUUCCGAUUUGCACACUGGUUUGGCCCAGUAUUGGCGGAGAAAUCACCUGGGAUGUGUCAUUUGCUAUUUUCAACUUCUUGGUACCAGGACUGCUUAUUGUGAUCAGUUACUCCAAAAUUUUACAGAUCACGAAGGCAUCCAGGAAGAGGCUAACGAUGAGCCUGGCUUACUCAGAGAGCCACCAGCUGCGCGUGUCCCAGCAGGACGUCCGGCUCUUCCGCACCCUCUUCCUGCUCAUGAUAUCCUUCUUCAUCAUGUGGAGCCCUAUCAUCAUCACCAUCCUCCUCAUCCUGAUCCAGAACUUCAAGCAGAACCUGGUCAUCUGGCCGUCCCUCUUCUUCUGGGUGAUGGCCUUCACCUUUGCCAACGCGGCCGUCAACCCCAUUCUCUACAACAUGUCCCUGUUUAGGAACGAGUGGAGGAGGUUUUUCCACUGCUGCUUCUUGUCGGAAAAGGGAGCCAUGUUGACAGACACGUCUGUCAGGAGAAAUGAUCUGUCUGUUAUUUCCAGCUAGUUCAUUUUUCUCUACAGGCAUCUAUGUGAUCCCCCUCUGGCCAGCCAUGGUGUGUUUUCAAACGGAGAUCGUUUCCAUGACCCUCGGCACCAGGGUACCUGCUCUCAGAAAAUGUAACCUAUGCCCAUUUUCAGCACUGAUAAAUUAAGAGGUGAUCAUUCAGUAUAACAGUUUUAUCCUGUAUAGAAGGAUUUGCUGUGGGUUCCUUUUCAAUGUGAACUUCGGUGUGGAAUAUAAUUAAUUGUACUAAUUUUUGUUUGUGACUAUUCAGCAAUCUCAUCUCCUAUAUGUAAAGCCGCGCUAUGCAGAUUUCUGAAGUGAGGCUUGGAUUCAUGACUCAGUCUUCUCCUCCAAAGAGUCACAGCCACCCUUGCUCCCCACCCUGGACUUGCAAGGCUGCAGGGUCAUUCAUCAGUGUGAAGAGUGCUUGAGGAAUUUCCAAGGAACAAGAAUUUAAUUUCCGAGGACUUAAAGGUGACUUUGUUCAUCACUGAUAAUAGGAGAAGCUUUGUCAUAAAGUCACAGAGGAGGUCGGAUGACCUCAAACAUUCGAAAGUCAGAGCAGGAGUGACUCCCUUCCUUGAUCCACCUGUCAGAUGCCUCUUAAGCACGUGCUGAGGCUUAAGCCUGACCAAUGACGUGGUCAGUGUUCUUGGUGGUGGGAAUACAGCAGUGAACCAGACAUCCAUGGACCGUGUCCUCAAGGAGCUCACUUACCUUCCAGACGGGGCAGAGAAACACCAAACAUGUCAAUAGAUCUUAUAGUGUUUCAGAGUGAAUUAACAUUGUGAAGAAAAUGGGACAGUGAUGACAAUUUAGAUGGAGUGUUGAAGGGCCUGGGAAGACCUUUCUGAGGGUUGAUAUUUGACCCAAAAGGGCAAACCACAAGAAGGAACCAGUCAUGUGAGUCCGGGGAAUGAGGCUUUGCAGAUGGAGCAGACCCUGGUGCUGGUGCAAAGAGGCUUGUGUGCUUGUGGGACAGAAAGACCGGCGUGAACAAAGCGAACUAUUGGCUGAGCCUCCUCUAGGCCAGGCCCUGUCCUUGAAACCAGAACAGAGGGAUGCUCUGCUGGAGGCCAUCAAUGGAGAUGAGAGGGGUUACAGAGCUGGCUUAUACCGGGCUAGGGAGGUUACUAUCGGAAUUUGUUCUGUGUUCAGUGGGCAGCCACUAGAGAUUUGCAUUUGGAUGCGGAUAUGACCUGCUAUUUGUUUUUAAAUAUUACUGUGGUUGCCCUGUUCAGGAACUGCUUUGUGGAGCAAGAAUGAAAAUGGACACCAGUUAGGCAGCUGCCAAAGUAAAGAAGGAAGAUGGGGAAGUUGGAGGCGGAUGACAUCGCUGUUGUUUAGUCAUGUUCAACUCUGCACGACCCCAUGGACUACAGCAUACCAGGCUACCCUGUCCCUCACCAUCUUCCAGACAUCAGUGGGGGAUUGUGAGAAAUGAUCUUGGGCAUACUUUGGGAAGGCAGAGCAAACAUGAUUUAUUGAUUGACAAGAUACAGAAUGUGAGGGAAAGAGAGGAUUCAACAGAGACUCCUGACAGCCAUAGGAUGGAGGGCAGGCAGCAAAAAUGGAGAAGGCUAGGAGGAUGAGAGGUAGAAGAACCAAGAGUUUCAUUUGGGGCAUCUGCAUGUGAAACCCCAGUGAGAACCAAAUGGAGAGCCGGUAGGUGGAUGCAGGGCUGUGGGAUACAGGCCUGAAGAGCAGUGUUGGGAGUCAUCAGACAGUGUUUGCAGAUCUAUGGUUUUAUGAAAUAAAGAGAGAAGAAACCAGAGCCAGAGAGAACCCAGGGACACGCCAGCACCUGGAAGCUGGGAGAAUGGCUGGAACAGUAGCUCAGGGCCUGGUGCAUAGUACAAGCGCAACCAAUCUUUGCACCGAGGAAGCUGGAGCCAGUAGCUGUCUCUGUUGGUGGAAUUUCUUGAGCAGCUCACUUUCGAAGUAAGAUUUAUCACAGGCUUGAGGACAAGAGGACAGGGAUCCUUUGUUCAUCUUUAGUUAAUAAAUUUGGUCAAUUAAAGUUGC
Cervus elaphus (red deer) is the source of this 3236-nucleotide messenger RNA. It is a transcript of the gene FFAR4, whose product is annotated as free fatty acid receptor 4. The transcript is spliced from 3 exons. Gene Ontology annotation, biological process: G protein-coupled receptor signaling pathway. Gene Ontology annotation, molecular function: G protein-coupled receptor activity; peptide binding. Gene Ontology annotation, cellular component: membrane. The coding region runs from base 126 to 1211 and encodes 361 amino acids. NCBI's taxonomy places the organism in Eukaryota, Metazoa, Chordata, Mammalia, Artiodactyla, Cervidae. The record is from RefSeq and is a predicted model, not a curated record.